GGCCGCGGCCCCGACGUGGUGGCCCUCACCGUGACGUUCUUCCUCUUCGAGUUCCUGGCGGCCACGCAGGACAUCGCGGUGGACGGCUGGGCCCUCACCAUGUUGUCCAGGGAGAACGUGGGCUACGCCUCCACCUGCAACUCCGUGGGCCAAACGGCCGGCUACUUCCUGGGCAACGUCCUCUUCCUCGCCCUCGAGUCGCCCUCCUUCUGCAACAAGUACCUGCGGUUCCAGCCCCAGCCCCGAGGGAUUGUUACCCUCUCAGAUUUCCUGUUUUUCUGGGGAGCUGUGUUUUUAAUUACCACUACCCUGGUUGCCCUUUUGAAAAAAGAAAACAAGGAACUGACACCAACAAAAGAAGAAACAAACGGCAUCACGGAUACGUACAGGCUGCUAUUCUCAAUAAUCAAGAUGCCAGCAGUUCUUACUUUCUGCCUCCUCAUUCUCACAGCAAAAGUUGGAUUUUCAGCAGCAGAUGCUGUAACAGGGCUCAAACUGGUGGAAGAGGGAGUCCCGAAAGAGCACUUAGCUCUGCUAGCGGUUCCGAUGGUUCCUCUGCAGAUAAUAUUGCCUCUGAUUAUCAGCAAAUACACAGCGGGCCCUCAGCCACUGAACACAUUUUACAAAGCUAUGCCUUUCAGAUUACUGCUUGGUCUGGAAUUUGCUUUUUUGGUGUGGUGGGCUCCUAAAGUAAAACACGAAGGAGGAUUUCCUGUCUACUACUACGCCGUAGUAUUGCUGAGCUAUGCUUUACAUCAGAUCACGCUGUACAGCAUGUACGUCGCAAUAAUGGCUUUCAACGCCAAAGUCAGCGAUCCGCUGAUCGGGGGAACCUACAUGACACUCCUCAACACCGUGUCAAACCUGGGAGGGAACUGGCCUUCCACCGUUGCGCUCUGGCUUGUGGACCCCCUCACGGUGAAGGAGUGUGCAGGGGCGCAGGGUCAGACCUGUGGAACUACACUUGCUGCAGAGCUCUGCACAAAAGCUGGUGGCUCCUGCGUCACCACCUUGGACGGUUACUACGUGGAGUCGGUCGUCUGUGUCAUUCUGGGGUUCGGCUGGUGGUUCCUACUCGGGCCAAAACUGAAAAAGCUGCAGGACGAAGGACAGUCUUCGUGGAAGUGCAAGAGGACCAAUUGAUGCCGUUCGAAUGUGACUGGACUAGCAAGGUCAUUUUAGUUUUAUUACAAAGACAUCUCCCAUAAUCAAUACACAGGAAUAUAGGUAUUUUUAAGUGCC
This is a messenger RNA of Apaloderma vittatum (bar-tailed trogon), 1242 nucleotides long. It is a transcript of the gene SLC33A1, whose product is annotated as solute carrier family 33 (acetyl-CoA transporter), member 1. Gene Ontology annotation, cellular component: membrane. Lineage: Eukaryota; Metazoa; Chordata; Aves; Trogoniformes; Trogonidae. The transcript is spliced from 6 exons. The annotation marks the transcript as partial. Gene Ontology annotation, molecular function: acetyl-CoA transmembrane transporter activity. The record is from RefSeq and is a predicted model, not a curated record.